AAUUGCCACGCUCGAUCAUAGGCACGAGUUAGACGCCCAUAUAUUUUCUCGACCUUUUGCAGUGAACUUGAAGGCUGUCACUAACCACCACUGUGGUGUUCUCUGGCUCUUUCUCCGCUCUCUUGUUUUGCUUUCUCGUCUCCUAAGAAGGCUACACCUUGUCUACUGAUAUGAACAUCUAGACUCGCUAUAUAUUAUAUCGUACAAUGUCUCUCCUUGCUUCAUCGCGACCACUCACCAAAGCUCACCAUCUUCCAACGGAACUGCUAGCAUGUCUCUUUCAUAGUUCUGCUCCCACCUCCUAGCAUUUUGGCAGAUACGAACGCUCUUCUUGCUAAAGACAUAUUGGCUCAUUGUUUGAAUUCAAUCAGCUUUUCCAUCUCGCACCAAGCUUGCAAAGAGUUUAAAACCAAAUUCUAAAGGCAGAGGAGCCACUGGACGUCUCGAAGUCGCCCCUCGAGAAACUUUUACUCGAGAUGCGGUACCUCAUACUGAGGCGGAGGAUGCCUUCAAGGCUCGAGAGAAAUGGAUGCGGGAAGGCGGGCCUAGCAGGAAACGGACUUCAGAACGUCCGAAUAGUUCUUCUGAACGUCCGAAUAGUUCAUCAGACCGUCAGCGUUCAAAUCGCCCUCGACCGCAGUUCGCGACAAAACCGCGGGUUGACGAGGAAAAGCUUCCGAGUGUGUUGAAGUUACCGGACCCGACAGGAACGACUGAGGUCCUCAAACCUUCACGAAGACCAAGAGUCAAUAAUCCGCUUAGUGAAGAGUUCGAACUCUCACCCAAAGCUGUUUCGACUCAACAACUCCCAUCCGAGUUUUCAUCCCCUCCGCUCAUGGAAAGUUUAUUAUCUUCUAUAAUGGAUAUUCUGGGUCCCAACGCUCGUCCUACACCUAUACAAGCAUUAUCUUUGAAGCAUUUAUUUUCUCCGUCGCAGGGCGACUCUCAAUGGCGACAAUUCCUCCUCGCUUCGGAGACAGGUUCGGGAAAGUCAAUAGCAUACCUCUUACCCAUGCUUCAAGAUCUCAAACAGACUGAACUCGAUGGUACCGUCCCGCGUUUAACCUCGAAACGGCUAAUGGCUCCACGCGCACUCGUCCUCGCACCCACUCACGAACUCUCCCGACAACUGUCUGUCUUUGCCAAGUCUCUCUUGCACAAUACCAAGCUCCGAGUCCUUUGCGCAUCACGGGCUAAUGCACCCACACAGUCCAGACGGCACGUCACUGCUUCGAAGAUGGCUUCUGACAUUGACAGUGAUAUUGUGCCUGAAGAAGGAGGAGAGUUCAUAGUAAGCUCGCCGUCCAAUGCGGCGAAACCGGUUGAUGUGCUUGUGUGUACCCCGAGUAGGGUUUUGGAGAUGGAGAAAGGGCGAGGAUGGGAUUACGAGCAUAAGGAGCAUCCCGAGGAUAUUGAUGAGAAUGGUAGGAAUAUCAGGCCGAACAGGAAGUUCACCGUUGGACCUCCUGAGAUUACUCUGGCAAACGUUGAUUGGGUUGUUGUCGACGAGGCAGAUGUGCUUUUCGAUCCCGACUUCCAAGAGUCCACUCGUUUGCUCUUAGCCGAUAUAGCUACAGCCAAGGGCAAGCCGGUUGCAUUCACACCUGAAUUGAACCUUUCUUCAACCACGACCGAGCCCGCGCCAUCCAUCGAAGUUCCGAAGUACCCUUUCAACCUAAUCCUUACCACUGCAACAAUCCCGUCAUCACUCGCGUCCUACCUGGACACCUAUCACCCAUCUCUCAUGCGACUUGCCUCCCCCAACUUGCACAAACUCCCUUCUACACUCCAGACAGAGUACGAAUCCUGGACUGGUGGCCGACGUAACAAGGACGUCGAGAACCGUAUUAGGAGAGUAUGGUGGGAAGAUGCUAUCGCUGCUGGACGACAGGCGACUUCAGAAUCUGUGAUCAGUGAUACUAGUUUCGAGAAGAGCAAGGUCUUGAUCUUUUGUAACAAGAGCACAAAGGUUGAGGAACUUGGGAAGUACCUCACUGAGAGGGGAAUCCCGAAUAUCGCUUUGACGAGUACGAGCGAUAGUCGGCACAAAGGAAAUAACCAUCAUUUGGAUGGGUUCCUCCGUGAGUGUGCUGGAGGCCAAGAAAGUUCAUCGGAUGCUUCUGCUGGAGCGGAAAAGACUGAACAACCCCAUGUUCUCAUUACGACCUCUCUGCUCUCGCGAGGCUUGGACUUCUCACCUUCCAUCAAGCACGUCUUCAUCAUGGACGCUCCAAGGAACAUGGUGGACUUUUUGCAUCGUGCUGGGCGGAGUGGACGUGCGGGUGAGCAGGGUAAGGUUGUCGUGUUUGGGAAGAGCAAGGGUAGAGGUGCUGGGAAGGAUAGAGAGGUCAAGUCGAGGGUCAAGGCGUUGAUUUCUUGAUUGCUUUAUGUUACGGCUUGCGUAGUUUGUAUUUUACUACUCACUCUCGCAACUAUUUCACCACUCACUUUCACCACGACUUCAUUGUUCGAACACGUUCGUAGAAUAGCUUCCAAGGACCUCCUGAUUGUGAAAUAUGAUUUAGCACAGCAAUUUAACUCCGUAGCUCAGUGGUUAGAGCACACGAUUGCAAUAUACUUAUGAUCGUGGGGUCCGCGGUUCAAACGUUCAAUCCUCGGCGGGAUCUAACCGUUUUGCUCCGAUGCUCCAGCCUCCCUCAAGGACUCUAACGCAGCAAUAUUUGGGUCUUCCUGAAUAUAUGGAGUGGUGUAUC
Molecule: messenger RNA, 2714 nt
Organism: Somion occarium
Lineage: Eukaryota; Fungi; Basidiomycota; Agaricomycetes; Polyporales; Cerrenaceae
Source: the annotation of a GenBank genome assembly